AUGAGCAGUCUUGGAAAGAAUUGGAAGUAUAUUAACGAAGGAAAUGUCCACAUUGUCCUGCAUAUAUUAAACAGCGACUGCGUUAUUCGUCUCAUUAAAGAGGAUGACCGGAGUCAUACAGAUUAUAGUGUCGUACGCAACUCCGUCAACUUUGUAAAUAGAGUGAUGAUACCAUUGCUUUUUGAAAAUUAUAAUUACCAAGAAGAAGUAAUUACAAUCAAUCCAGAUGAAAUUGCAACAUUAUCAAAUACAUUGAAGUUAUUAAGACCAAAACAUCGCCAAAUAAAAAACAUUAUCAGUCAGUAUGCUAUAAGAGCACCUAAUUUAGCUUUGAUAGAUUAUGAAUUCGACAACUACUGUGUAGAAAUUAAACCAAAAGAGGGUUUUAUGUCAAAAAAAUUCAUAAAAUAUGCCAAAUGUUACUUUUGCCUCAAACAAUACAUAAAAUUGAAUGAGAAUCAAAUCAGUAAAAUAAGUAAUUACUGUCCAUUGGAUCUAUUUUCUGGUAAUAAAAUAAGAAUAAAGAAGGCUCUAAAGAGCUUGAUAGAAAAUCCACAAAACAAUUUUAAACUUUUUAAAAAUGGCAUGGUUAUUUAUAAUGAACAGUCGAAUGUACAAGUUUUUGAACACUUGAUUGCACAAAUGCCUUUUCUUGAAAAUGUAAAUAAUUUUUUAGAUUUAAUCAUUGAGAUAUUACUCAGUGAAGGCAAUUCGGAUAUUAUUUUACACAAAUCCACCUAUGAUAUGAUCUCAGAAUCUACAUUGGGUUGUGUUGAAGAAAGAAACCCCUACACAAACAGUCUACUUAACAAGUUACUUGGUGUUCAAAAACUAUCCAAGAACUUUGAUAAUUGUUAUCCCGAACCAAGUGAUUCAUAUGAAUAUGUUUCAUUCAUACUAAACAUGUUAAAUGAUGAACAUUUAGAUUUAUCAAAUACAACCGAUAGAGAAAGUUUUUUAAGUCACAUAGACUCGAGUCAUCUUGCCCUUAUAUCGGCUGUAGCUAAAGAUUGCUCGAUCAUGAUCACAUUCACCAAUAAAUCUCAUGAAAAUCUUCCCACCAUAAGAAUUGGGGACGAAACAAUUGCGUACAAGAUGUCAAUAACAGAUUUAGAACCCAAAAUCCAGCCAAACUCGGAAACAAGGUCCAAACAAUUACAAGCAUGGCAAGAACUGAUAUCGGAAUAUAUGAAAGCAACAAAACAAUCUACCAUAGAUGUAAGAGAAUCACAGAACAGUCCGCUAUUUAACAACACAGCUAUCGAUAGGAGGCUGUCUCCGGAGGGAGUUCUGACUGUUUUAGAGGAUAUGGCGAAAUCUGGUAAAGCUGCGCCCAUAGAUAAGAGUAAGAAUGUGUGGGAAGUGUACUGGCAUUCACUGGACGAGUGGGGUAACAUGAUAUAUAACUGGGCGAGCAGUAACGGACUGAACAACACCGUCUGUACAUUGUAUGAGCUCAGAGAAGGCGACAACACUGUUGGUGAAGAGUUCCAUGGACUAGACAUGAACAUUUUGAUAAAAGCACUCAAGGCAUUAUCAAGCAACGGUAAAUGUGAGCUGAUAGAGUUUGAUGACAACCAAGGAGUGAAGUUCUUCUGA
This is a messenger RNA of Danaus chrysippus (African queen), 1599 nucleotides long. Lineage: Eukaryota; Metazoa; Arthropoda; Insecta; Lepidoptera; Nymphalidae. The record is from the annotation of a GenBank genome assembly.